AUGGCUCAGGUUCCACCUCAACCUCAAGUUCCCAACUCCGGUGCCGAUCCGGCGGCCAAUGGAGGGGCAAAUCAGCAUGUGACGACGUCGUUGUAUGUUGGGGAUCUUGACGUCAACGUCACCGAUUCCCAGCUUUAUGAUCUUUUUAAUCAGGUGGGGCAGGUGGUUUCUGUUAGGGUUUGCAGGGAUUUGACCACCCGCCGAUCGCUUGGUUAUGGUUAUGUCAAUUACAGCAACCCAGUGGAUGCUUCAAGGGCAUUAGAUGUGCUAAACUUCACCCCUUUGAAUGGGAAUCCCAUUAGGGUCAUGUAUUCACAUCGUGACCCUAGCGUGCGGAAAAGUGGGUCUGGAAAUAUUUUUAUCAAGAACUUGGACAAGGCAAUUGAUCACAAAGCGUUGCACGAUACUUUUUCUGCAUUUGGAAGCAUUCUAUCUUGCAAGGUUGCUACAGAUUCAUCUGGCCAAUCUAAAGGCUUUGGUUUUGUGCAAUUUGACACUGAGGAAGCUGCCUUAAAAGCUAUAGAAAAGUUGAAUGGUAUGCUGCUAAAUGACAAGCAGGUGUUUGUGGGACCUUUCGUUCGCAAGCAAGAAAGAGAAAGUGUCAGUGAGAAAACAAAAUUUAAUAAUGUUUUCGUUAAGAAUCUAGCAGAAACUACAACUGAAGAAGAUUUGAAAAAUAUGUUUGGGGAGUUUGGACCAAUCACCAGUGUUGUGGUGAUGAGGGAUGGGGAAGGAAAAUCAAAAUGCUUUGGCUUUGUAAAUUUUGAGAAUGCGGAUGAUGCUGCUAGAUCUGUUGAAGCACUUAAUGGAAAGAAGGUUGAUGGGAAAGAGUGGUACGUUGGAAAAGCCCAGAAGAAAUCUGAAAGGGAGGUUGAACUGAAAAAUCGAUUUGAGCAGAGUGUAAAAGAAGCCGCUGACAAGUAUCAAGGUGCAAACUUAUAUGUUAAGAAUUUAGAUGAUAGCAUUGACGAUGAUAAACUGAAGGAGUUAUUCACUGGGUUUGGAACCAUUACCUCAUGCAAGGUUAUGCGUGACCCCAAUGGAAUCAGUAGAGGAUCUGGCUUUGUUGCAUUUUCUACUCCUGAAGAGGCUGCAAGAGCUCUUGCAGAGAUGAAUGGAAGAAUGAUUGUGAGCAAACCUCUUUAUGUUGCACUCGCACAGAGGAAGGAAGAUAGAAGAGCUAGGUUGCAGGCACAAUUUUCCCAAAUGCAGCCAAUGGCAAUGGCAUCUUCAGUUGCUCCUCGUGGCAUGCCAAUGUAUCCUCCAGGUGGUCCAGGUAUCGGACAACAAAUAUUCUAUGGACAAGCUCCACCUACUAUUAUUUCCUCACAGCCUGGCUUUGGUUAUCAACAGCAACUCAUGCCUGGAAUGAGGCCUGGUGGAGGUCCCAUGCCAAAUUUCUUUGUACCAAUGGUUCAGCAGGGCCAGCAAGGGCAAAGAUCUGGAGGCAGGCGUGCUGGGGCCAUUCAGCAAACCCAGCAGCCUGUUCCUCUGAUGCAGCAGCAGAUGCUACCAAGAGGACGUGUCUACCGUUAUCCUCCUGGACGUGGACUGCCUGAUCUUCCCAUGCCUGGUGUUGCUGGAGGCAUGUUCUCUGUUCCAUAUGAGAUGGGUGGAAUGCCACCGCGAGAUGCUGUCCACCCUCAACCAGUUCCUGUGGGUGCUUUGGCUUCUGCUCUUGCAAAUGCAACUCCAGACCAGCAGAGAACGAUGCUGGGGGAGAACCUUUAUCCACUUGUGGAACAGCUAGAGCCUGAUAAUCCGGCCAAGGUAACAGGAAUGCUAUUGGAAAUGGACCAAACUGAGGUUCUGCACUUGCUCGAGUCGCCUGAAGCUCUGAAAGCAAAGGUGGCGGAGGCAAUGGAGGUUUUAAGAAGCGUUGCUCAGCAGACCGGUAAUGCAGCUGAUCAAUUGGCUUCACUAUCCCUGACUGACAACCUUGAUUCCUAAUCUGAAUCUUGCAACAACCCCUUCUGUUUUUUUCAUGAGCCACAAACUUGGUGCUUUUUAUUGACACUUUGAGAUGCGAAGUUCAACUAUUUUUGUUCGAACCGAGUGAUGAUUUCUAUAUUACUGGCAAUGAUUGUGGGAACCUAUGCUUAAGUUUUGUUGUGAAGCGUUUUGCUAUCAUUAACACACUUCAAAUGUGCUAUGGAAGUUACCUUUUAUGAGUUUUGGUUUGAUUGAAAUUGAA
This is a messenger RNA of Benincasa hispida (wax gourd), 2194 nucleotides long. It is a transcript of the gene PAB2, whose product is annotated as poly(A) binding protein 2. The record is from RefSeq and is a predicted model, not a curated record. NCBI's taxonomy places the organism in Eukaryota, Viridiplantae, Streptophyta, Magnoliopsida, Cucurbitales, Cucurbitaceae. Gene Ontology annotation, molecular function: RNA binding.